Molecule: messenger RNA, 450 nt
Organism: Exophiala bonariae
Lineage: Eukaryota; Fungi; Ascomycota; Eurotiomycetes; Chaetothyriales; Herpotrichiellaceae
Exons: 2
Coding region: 1-450 (149 amino acids)
Source: RefSeq, a predicted model, not a curated record
AUGACAAAGGUAAUCAACUCGAAAGCUGACUUCCAGUCAUACCUGAAAGAUUUCAACAGCCAAAAUGUCCCGUUAUAUUGCCAAUGGUACAGUGAAGAUGUUAGUAUGGUGAUUCCGACUGUUUCAGUGGAAGUCAGCGGUCGAGACCCACUCAAGGGUUUCUUUGGAGAAGCACGGAAAACCAUGAAUGAAUACCUUUAUCCCGACCAUGUGGUCCUUGACGACAAGGGUAUCUCUAUAUAUGCAACAAUCUACUUCGUGCCGAAACAAGACACGGAGAAGGCCAAUGGGUUCCCUGCCGUCAAGUUUGGGCAAGCUAUUCGGUCGGAGUAUAUCGUCUUCUAUAUUUUCAACGAGUUGAGACAGAUACAGAAGUUUUGGGCAGUUGCAAGUGGCGCGCCUGUUGUUGUGGAUGUUCCCAAAGACAUUCGUUAUCCUCCCAUAACUUAA